AUGGGCAAGACGAUCUACCUCACGGACGACCCGGCAGUGGCGGCGGUGUGCUUGGCCGAGUCGGCGUACAUGACCAAGAAGAUCAACUCGGACCACCCGCUCUGGGGCGUCAAGGACAACACGGCCAUCUUCCUCGGCGACACGGAGACGGAGAACUGGCGGCUGGCGCACAAGUACCUGCCGCCGUCGAUGGGGCCGAAAGCCGUGCGGCACUACACGGGGCUGAUGCAAGCGUGCGCGCGCAAGUCCCUGCCCGUCUUCGACGAGCUGGACGCCCGCGACGAGGCCUGGAACGUCUAUCAGUACAUGCUCAAGCUGGCGUCGCAGACCGUCGGUAGCUUCUCGCUUAGCAAAGACUUCGGCCACUUCGACUCCAUCGACAGCCCGCUGCACCCCAUCGUCACCAACAUCGCCAGCCUGCUCUCGCUCAACAAGAAGAUCACCGCCCGCGGCGAGUGGUACCGCCAUCUGCCGUUCGGCGACCCCGCCCGCCUCCGCCACGUCCAGCACACCAUCUACUCGCUGCUGCAGGAGCAGAUCGACGCCGUCGCCGCCGAGUCGCGCAGCGCCGAUGCCCCCAUGGCCGACGCCGCGCUGUCCGCCACCUGCGCCGUCGACUACCUCCUGCACGCCGUCGACGACAAGGGCGAGCGCUUCCCGCCGGGGCUCAUCCUCGCCAAUGUGCUGGUCGUCACCGGCGCCGGCUUCACCACGACCUCCGCCCUGCUGUCGUGGCUGAUCUACUGCCUCGUCACGUACGAGGGCACCCAAGACCGGCUGUACCAGGAGCUGGUAGAGUACGGCAUUGUCGGCCCCAACGGCGAGCGCAACCAGACCACCUGGACCCCCGAUCUGGCCCACAGCCUGCCGUACAUGGACAAGUUCGUCAAGGAGACGCAGCGCCUGCACAACGCCUCCUUCCAGCCCGGCCGCACCUCCAAGACCGAUGUCGUCCUCCCCGGCGGCUACCGCCUGCCGCCCGACAGUGUCAUCGUCCCCGCGCUGUACGCCAUCCACACCAACCCAAAGAUCUGGCGCGAUCCGUUCCGCUUCGACCCGGACCGCUGGGACACGGACGAGGUAAAAAACCGCCACCGCUGCGCGUACGUGCCGUUCGCGACGGGCCCGCGCGGCUGCAUCGGCUUCAACUUCGCCCUGCUGGAGGUCAAGAUCCUGCUGGGCGAGCUGCUGAGUCGGUACGAGUUCGUGCGCGAGGGCCAGGAGGCCAUCGAUUACGACCCUGAGUUCCAGCUCAUCCGGCCGUUGAACUUUUACCGCCCGGGAAUACGGCCCGAAGUAGCGCACGUUGGUGUCAGCAUCGCGCCACUCGGAGUCUUUCUCCUCCUUCUCGAGUACAGCGGUCAACCGCUGCACGAGGAGGUCUGGCUUUUGCCGGUCAUCGACAGGCAUGUCGCUGAGACUCUUGAGCGUGAUGGCGCAGCUCACGGCGUUGUGCACAAACGCCCACAUGCGGCACACGCUGGCAGAGAAGCGGUGCAGAUCGAGGAAGCUCUCGACGGCCUGCAUCGCGCGCUGCACGCAGUCUACCGCUGCAGCCGUGGUCGUUUGAUCGGCUGCGUCUGCGUCCACGCCAUCCAGGUAUACACGGUUGAGCCGACAGGCCACAUAGCCGAAGUGGACGCCCAGAGCCAGCCGCUCCAGAUGGUUCUGCACCGAGAUGCAGCGGCGCUUGUCGGUAAGGAAGGGCGCGGCGGCGUCGCGGAUGCCGUCCAGCUGGCGCUUGGACUCGCACAUGCUCUCGAAAGGAUCCUGCAUGUUACCGGCUGUUUCCUGACGGGCUUUAUCCUGGAUCAAAUGGCUGAUGGUGAAGACGCAUUCUUCGUACGUGAGGCCGUCGGGGUUGCGGUGGUACGGGACCGGACAGGUCAUGGUGAUGGUGCUGAGAGGGCGGUCGUAUAUGAAGGAUAA
Messenger RNA from Aspergillus terreus NIH2624, 1929 nucleotides. Its product is annotated as cytochrome P450. Gene Ontology annotation, molecular function: monooxygenase activity; oxidoreductase activity, acting on paired donors, with incorporation or reduction of molecular oxygen; iron ion binding. The record is from RefSeq and is a predicted model, not a curated record. NCBI's taxonomy places the organism in Eukaryota, Fungi, Ascomycota, Eurotiomycetes, Eurotiales, Aspergillaceae. The transcript is spliced from 2 exons. Bases 1 to 1929 code for a protein of 642 amino acids.